UCUGCGCCGUCUCGCCCGCCCGCCCUCCAGACCCCUCGCCUCACACCACAGAGGAUGAUGUGUCUGAGCCCCCCACCCCAGCCCUGCCUGAGCCCCCCAGGAGCCCCGGCACCACCAUGGACACGGAGCCCCCUGGCUCCCCGCCGCCCCCUCUGGGCUCCCCUGCCUGCACCCCAGCCCCUGCCGAGCCCCCGAGGAUGAGGAGAUGGAGACGGGCGGCGGUGAGGGCGACUCAUCGAGAAGCCCCCCUGGAGAUGGCACCCAUGCCAGCCCACCCCCAGAGCUGGGGCCCUUCCAGGGCCUGCCUGAGGAAGAAGAGGAGGAGGAAGAAGAAGCACCGAGGCUGGAGCGGGAGGGCACCAGCGGGAGCUCCCCACCGCUGAGUGAGGAGGACGGGCUGGAGGAAGGGCGGGCGGGGGGGAACCCUGAAUCCAAGGGAUCCCCUCUGCUCCUGGAGCCAGAGGAGCUGGGCCUCGAGACCCCCAUGGAAGUGUGCACGGCUGGGGAGAAGCUGCUGGAACGUGGGGACGAGGGGGGCCCCGAGCCCCCUACCCUGCGCCCUCGGCCCGAUAUCCUCAACGAGAUCUCCAACCUGAGCCAAGGGGACACGAGCAGCAGCUUCCCUGGCUCGGAGCCUCUGCUGGGCUCGCCAGACCCUGAAGGUGGGGGCUCGCUGUCCCUGGAGCUGGGGCCGGCCUCGGGUGAUGCCAGCCUGCAGAAGGAGGACGCCGGGUCGCUGCCGAUGGGCGCUGAGACCGACGACUCGCUGCUCUUCGAGCCAGCAGCCAAAGGGGAUGCAGACAAGGGCCGGCGGCGCAGCUCCCCAGGGCGCUCCCGUGUCAAGCAGGGUCGCAGCAGCAGCUUCCCUGGGCGGAGACGCCCCCGAGGUGGGUCCCAUGGCACCCGGGGCCGGGGCCGUGCACGCCUGAAGUCGACCACCUCAUCCGUUGACACUUUAGCACUCGCAGACGUGGAGAGCUCGCCCAGCAAGGAGGAGGAUGAAGAUGACGAUGACACGAUGCAGAACACGGUCGUCCUUUUCUCCAACACCGACAAGUUUGUGCUCAUGCAGGACAUGUGCGUGGUGUGCGGCAGCUUCGGGCGCGGCGCCGAGGGUCACCUCCUGGCGUGUUCUCAAUGCUCCCAGUGCUACCACCCCUACUGCGUCAACAGCAAGAUCACGAAGGUGAUGCUGCUGAAGGGUUGGCGCUGCGUGGAGUGCAUCGUCUGCGAGGUGUGUGGCAAAGCCUCCGACCCGUCCCGGCUUCUGCUCUGCGACGACUGCGACAUCAGCUACCACACCUACUGCCUGGACCCGCCGCUGCAGACCGUGCCCAAAGGCGGAUGGAAGUGCAAAUGGUGUGUGUGCUGCGUGCAGUGCGGGGCAGCUUCCCCUGGCUUCCACUGCGAGUGGCAGAACAACUACACGCACUGCGCGCCCUGCGCCAGCCUCGUCGUCUGCCCCUUCUGCCGAGAGAAGUACGUGGAGGAUGAUCUGCUCAUCCAGUGCCGCCACUGCGAUCGGUGGCUGCACGCGGCGUGCGACAGCCUCUUCACCGAGGAGGAGGUGGAGCAGGCAGCGGAUGAAGGCUUCGACUGCAGCGCCUGUCAGCCCUACGUGAUCAAACCGGCAGCACCUGUGCCCACGCCAGACAUGUUGGCCAAGGCCAAGGAGCCAGAGCCCCAGUAUUUCCGUUUUGAGGGCGUCUGGCUGACGGAGACGGGCAUGGCGGUGCUGCGCAACCUCACCAUGUCCCCCCUGCACAAACGGCGGCAGCGCAAAGCCCCUCGUCUGGGUGCCCUGAAUGGGGAUGGGGGGCUGGAGGGGGGAGACCCCCUGGGUCCUGAUGAGAAGAAGGAUGGCGACCUGGACGCUGACGAGCUGCUCAAGGCUGAAGUGGGUGUGGAGCACAUGGAGUGUGAGAUCAAGCUGGAGGCUCCAGCCAGCCCCGACCGCGACGUGGGGGCUGACGUGGACUCGGGGAAGGGGCUGGAGGACCCGGAUGAGUGCAAGAAGAGGAAGCGCAAACCUUACCGACCUGGCAUCGGUGGCUUCAUGGUGCGGCAGCGCAAGUCCCACACCCGCCUGAAGAAGGUCCCAGCAGUGCUGGCUGAAGUGGGACGUGAGGGGCUGAGCGCAGAGGGGCACCCAGAGGAUGGAGCUCCAGGGGACCUCCCUGCAGAGGGUGGCCUGGAUCCAGGCUCAGCUGAGGGGGACGAGAAGAAGAAACGCCGUGCACGGAAAAAGAGCAAACUGGAAGACAUGUUCCCUCCAUACUUGCAGGAGGCAUUUUUUGGGAAGGCACUGAUGGACCUGAGCCGGAAGGCGCUGCUGGCAGCGGGCGGUGUUGGGGACGGAGCUGCCCGCCCCUCCCUGGCACAGGGUGCCCCCACGGCACAAAGGGGACCCCAACGUGGCAGGGGCUCUGCAGGGGACCCCCCCUGGGAAAGGAGGGAGACCCCCACUCAUCCCCGAGGUGAGUCCAGAUCGGGGAGCGUGAGUCCCAGCUCAGAGGGGCUGAUGAAGGCAUAG
This is a messenger RNA of Meleagris gallopavo (turkey), 2533 nucleotides long. The record is from RefSeq and is a predicted model, not a curated record. Lineage: Eukaryota; Metazoa; Chordata; Aves; Galliformes; Phasianidae.